Messenger RNA from Blastomyces dermatitidis ER-3, 351 nucleotides. RefSeq lists its product as uncharacterized. The coding region runs from base 1 to 351 and encodes 116 amino acids. NCBI's taxonomy places the organism in Eukaryota, Fungi, Ascomycota, Eurotiomycetes, Onygenales, Ajellomycetaceae. The record is from RefSeq and is a predicted model, not a curated record. The transcript is spliced from 2 exons.
AUGGCUUGCAAGUCUGCUCUGGCAUUCCACACAUACGGCGCGGAGGUCAGGCUGGUGACACAGAGGAAAUUCGGCUAUCGUGAAGCAAUAAGGCGAAUGUUAUGCGUACGGGAAGCCAUUGCAACUGCCCGACCUUACUCCACUGGCAUCAUAGCCCAUGCGGACAGCUUUCAAUACAAUCAGGGAGUCUUGUGCGACAUGCGUCAAGGCUUUCUUAGAGUGCUAGAUGUUCAUGUGGUAGCUGCUGAGAAGCUUGUUAUAGAUGUAGAAAUGGCCUUUCUUCUUCAUUUGAAGGAAAGUGAAGACGAACGGACAAUGAAUCGCGAGAAUUUUGGAUAUCUUGCACUAUAG